Molecule: messenger RNA, 3227 nt
Organism: Zeugodacus cucurbitae (melon fly)
Lineage: Eukaryota; Metazoa; Arthropoda; Insecta; Diptera; Tephritidae
Gene: Ero1L
Product: ero1-like protein
Exons: 6
Coding region: 455-1894 (479 amino acids)
Biological process (GO): protein folding in endoplasmic reticulum
Cellular component (GO): endoplasmic reticulum membrane; endoplasmic reticulum
Molecular function (GO): thiol oxidase activity; protein-disulfide reductase activity; FAD binding
Source: RefSeq, a predicted model, not a curated record
UGACUGCAGCAAAAAACAUAACAUACAAAAACAACAAAAGAGACACGUAAGUGAAUAGAGCGUCUACGUUAUUUGCAUCACGAAAGCAGCAAAAUAUUGACUCACAAAAAAAAUUAUUUACCAACAGUUCUUGAAUUGUAUUAGUUUGUUGUGAAGUGUGAAUAUUACAAAAUUUGCAUGGAUAUAUAAGAAUAAUUGAAUGAAAAGUUUCAAUUCAUAUAAUUACAAAGCGUGAAGUGCAACAACUGUUAAAACAAGCAAAUACACGCUGGUGCACUUGAACUUUCACUAACAAUUGUUUACGAUUUUAUAAGCGAACAGUGAGGGGCGGACGGAACUAUUAUUUCGUGAAUGCUAUUAGGCGUUUACAAAUAAGUAUAUCGUACAAUUUGGAAAAUAAUUUAAUAAGCGAGUGAAAGGUCAGCUGUAAAGGUGAGCGCUUAGAGGCAGACCAAUGGCUACAAACCGAUUAAUACGUGAUGGAGCAUGGUAUUUAACGCUGACGCUCUGUUUUAUAUUGUGGGUGCGUCAUAGUAGUGGAUAUUUUACCGCCUACGAUGAUUUGGAUGCAAGUAAAAAUUGCUUCUGUGAGUUGAAAGGCUCAAUAAACGAUUGCAGUUGCACCGUGGACACUGUGGACCAUUUUAAUAACAUCAAAAUUUAUCCACGUCUCAAAUCGCUGUUGGUGAAAAACUUCUUUCGGUUUUAUAAAGUAAAUUUGAAAAAUACGUGUCCUUUCUGGCCCGAUGACAGCAAAUGUGCAAUACGUUUCUGUCAAGUGCAAAAUUGUGAUGAACAGCAUAUACCAAAAGGUAUAAUUGAGAAAAGCGAGAACUCAAAAUCGCCGGCGUUUAAGUACACUAAAGAGGCGCAAUCGUCGGAAUGCUCUGAAGCCGAGGACUACAAUAGUGUUUUGAGUUAUUUGGAUACGAGUCUCAGCGAUCAGGCGCACCGUGAAUUCGAGCGUUGGGCUAAACACGAUGAAGCUGAGGAAGAUUUUUGUAUUUUGGAGGAUCACAAUAAUGGUUCGCAGUAUGUAGAUUUGCUCAUAAACCCCGAACGUUAUACGGGCUACAGAGGUGAAUCGGCGCAUCGCAUUUGGCGUAGCAUUUAUAUGGAGAACUGUUUUGGACGUAAAAAUGAAUCAAAAUCACUUUCGGAUUUCAUACCACAUCUCGAUUUAAACGAAGUGUGCUUGGAGCAACGCGCCUUUUAUCGCAUAAUUUCGGGUCUACAUACUAGCAUCAAUAUACACUUGUCGGCCAAAUAUUUACUAUCGGAAACAAAAGAUUUUCUGGACCCCCAGGGUAUUUGGGGACCAAAUGUGGAGGAGUUUAAACGACGAUUUAGUCCGGAGACAACAAAUAGUGAGGGACCACACUGGUUGCGAAAUCUCUAUUUUAUUUAUUUAGUGGAAUUGCGUGCAUUAGCCAAAGCGGCGCCGUAUUUGCGACUGGAGGAGUACUACACGGGUAUUGCAGAGGAAGAUGAGGAAGUCAAAUUGGCUAUAAAUGAUUUGCUAUCUGUUAUAGAAUCAUUUUCCUCGCAUUUCAAUGAGAACGUGCUGUUUUCGAAUGGCGUUACAUCACUCAAGUUCAAAAAUGAGUACAAAGAAAAAUUUAGAAAUAUUUCCAGAAUAAUGGAUUGUGUGGGUUGUGAUAAAUGCAGAUUAUGGGGUAAAUUGCAGACUCAAGGCCUUGGUACAGCAUUGAAAAUUCUCUACUCCGAAAAAUUGAAUGUGGCGACAGAGAGUGGAUUGUGGGAACGUCCGCACAUAGAGGAGAAUCCGCUAUUCAAACUUUCACGUACAGAAAUUGUAUCGCUAUUCAACGCGUUCGGACGACUUUCAACAAGCAUUUUUGAGAUGGAGAACUUCCGUAAAGUGCUACGGUAAUAAACACAUGUUCGAAACACUUGCCGCUACCGUCAUAUUUGUUAGAUGAUGCAACAAACAGUAAAAACAAAUAUCAAUGUUGUACGACUAGUAUUUAUUUAGCAUAUAGUAGAUACCACAGAGGCGCUAACAAACAUUUUUCAACACUAACGUCGACCAAUGGUUUCCCUUUUUACCUCAACAAAAACAAAAAAUGAAAUUAUAUCGGCGUUGUAGAUAAUUCUUGGAGUAGUUAAAACUAGGUUUUUAAUUUUAAGCAAAUUUAUUUAUUGAAAUUGUUAUUAUUUAAAAGAAAAUCGUUACUUAAAUACUUCCCAUCAAACAGUGCAAUCAAAUGUUGGAGAUUGAAUUGAUCUAUAAGCAUGCAUUAUAGUUUUACAAAAAUAAUAAAAAAAAAAACAAUUAAAAUCAACAACAAUCAUUAAAUGUGGAAAAUAGCUUUAUGUAUUAUCGAAAGAUUUUAAAAUAUUUAUUAUGUAUGUUUGUGUGUGUAUAGUGUAAUGCUCAAAAAUAAUGUAUGUGAUUUGUACAUAUGACAGGGAUGGGUAUACGUAUUAAAGCGCAUUAAACAAAAAUAAAAAAAAUGAUGUUUCAAUAAAAUAAAUACAUAUUUGCUGUUUGUAAAUUGGAAAUAAAUGUAUGUGAGAUGAAAUUAUAAUGCGAUAAAUGGCAGCUGUGGUAUGAAUUAAAGGAAAGGAAAUGCUGGAUUGAAAUUAUUAUUUUUGUUAAAUGUAUAUAUUUUUAAUUUUUUUUAAUUUUAUAAAAUUUUUUUUUUAAUUUUAUAAAAUAUUUUUUUUUAUUUUUAAAAAUAUUAUUUCAAUACAUUUUUGUACGCUAUUAUUUUAUAUAAUUUAAACCUUUAUUAUUAUUUUUCACAACUCAUAUCUUUAAUUACAAUAUUUUGUCAAAGUAUUAAAAAUUACUACAUCACAUCGUUGCCUCCACUUUUGUGCGAAAAAAAACUCGAAAAAGUUGUUUACGAAUGCUGAAAAUUGUUGCUACAACAACAAAAGCAAUAAUGUUUUUUUUAUUUUUCUAAAUAAUAAACUACUAUAGCAACCUUAGUUGUCUUAACAUCGAUUUAACAACAGCAGGACGCUAAGGACACAUGUGUUACUUUGUAACAAAUGUCAGAAUUUGAUAGCUUCAUUUUAAUUGUAAAUUUGUUGUAGUAACGUUGUUUACCGGUCUCCGGAAUUUUUAUACGAAAUUCACUUUGUGUUAUUUGUCUGAAAAAAAUUUGUGAAAAACAAUAUUUGUUUAUAGAGCCAUAUUUAAGCAAAACUUGAUACCAAACAGAAAAGUCAACUCUUUGCAGAACACCCAUUUAAUU